AUGACUUCUUUAUCCCUCCUCUUCCUCCUCCUCCUCCUCCUCGCCUUGGGAGCCUGUGACGAUGUCAAGUACAUCUCCAAGAGGAACUCAGUGGAUGGAUGCAUAGACUGGUCGGUGGAUCUGAAGCAGUACCAUGUUCUGGCCGGGGAACCUCUUCGGUUGAAAUGUGCCUUGUUCUACAGCUACAUCCGAACCAACUACACCAUGGCCACCAACGCCAAACUGCGCCUCAUCUGGUACAAGAACAAAGGAGAUGCAGAGGAGCCUAUCAUCUUCUCUGGUCAUAGACUGAGUAAAGAAGACGACUCGAUCUGGUUCAGAUCUGCUGAAAUGGAAGACAAUGGAUUCUACACCUGUGUACUAAGGAACUCAACAUACUGCAUGAAAGUGUCCAUGUCGAUGACUGUGGACGAGAGCGACGAGGGGAAAUGCUUCAGCAGCAAAAUCCGACACGUGGAGAAAGCCGAAAUAACCCACAACAAAAUGAUCAUCUGUCCUGAUAUAGGGGACUAUUUGGCUCCAUACAAGCAGCCACAGAUGACCUGGUAUAAGGAGUGUGAACGGGUUGAAUGGAGAAGCUCCAUCAUUGUUAACACUACACACGUCUGGAUUCCUGAGGUGGAGGAGAGUGACGGGGGAAAUUACACCUGUGAGUUACAGUAUGGCUCCAGACAUGUGCGACGAACGACUCAACUCAAAGUCACAGCUCUUCAGACCACUCAUCCUCCCAAGGUCCUUUUUCCCCCGGAGAGACAAGACACAUCGAUAGAAAUCACACCUGGUAUGCCUCUCAGGCUGGACUGCAAGGCUUUUUUUGGCUACAGCGGAGAAAACAGAAGGCCCAUUAUCUACUGGAUGCAAGGAGAAAAGUUUGUUGAAGAACUAGCGGGACACAUUAAAGAGAGUGAAGUCAUAGUUUUGAGGGAGCACUUAGGAGAGAAGGAGGUGCAGCUCUCCUUAACCUUUGAUGCUGUGGAUGAGGCAGACCUGGCCAACUACACCUGUUAUGUGGAGAACCACAUAGGGAGGCGCAGCGGGAGUGCUAUACUGCAGAAGAAAGACAUGUAUCGUCUGGAGUUGGCUGGUGGUCUGGGGGUCAUACUGUUGCUGCUGGGAGUCCUCACUGCAAUUUAUAAGUGUUACAACCUGGAGAUCAUGCUCUGCUACAGGAGGCACUUUGGAAGCGAUGAAACUGAAGAUGAUAAUAAGGAGUAUGAUGCCUAUCUGUCCUACACUAAAGUGGACCUGGACUGUUUGGGCAGAGGAAGCAGCGAUGAAGAAACAUUUGCUUUGGAGAUCUUGCCGGACGUUUUAGAGAAACAUUAUGGAUACAAGCUGUUUUUACCAGACAGAGAUCUCAUACCCAGCAGCACCUACAUCGAGGACUUGGCUCGCAGCGUGGAGCAGAGCAGACGUCUGAUCAUCGUUUUGACUCCAGAGUUUGUGGCCAAAAGAGGGUGGAGCAUCUUUCAGAUAGAGACACGCCUCCACUCCAUGCUGGUUACCGGGGAGAUCAAGGUGAUCAUGAUUGAGUGUGCAGACCUGAAGAAUGUCAUCAACUACCAAGAGGUGGAAGCACUUAAACACACAAUCAAGGUUUUAUCCAUCAUCAAGUGGAGGGGUCCUAAGAGCAAUGAGCUGUCAUCUAAAUUUUGGAAACAGGUGGUCUACGAUAUGCCUGCUAAACGCAGAGAGACGUUGUCCAGACGCCAGGUGAUGGACUCCGGCGAACAGGGUCUCUUUGGUGACCUACAGACCACUGUGUCCACCAUUGCCAUGACAACCACCUCCGCCUCCUUGGCGCCCCAAAAUGACAGUCGCCAUGGACAUCAUCAGGUUGCCUUGGGGACGGACAUCCCGGACUAUAACCACAUGACGUUGCCGCUGGGAGGCGGUCACACUGCCACAGCAGCCCAAAUGAGGCACUUCUGCCGCAGCUAUGAGUUCCAGCUUCCCCCACAGCCGCCCUCCAUGUCGCCUCCCCUCCCACCUCCCUCCACCGUGCAGUUCUCCACCCUGGGCCCCGGGGGGCGCCACGUCUAUUGCAACAUCCCUAUGACACUGCUGAAUGGACAGGGGCAUCAGAGCAGUACGCUUGGGAAGAAACCAGAACUCCACAUGAACAGCACCUUUGUACCUCUCACCAGCAGAGAACUAAGCUCUGACAUUUGGUAG
Molecule: messenger RNA, 2175 nt
Organism: Trematomus bernacchii (emerald rockcod)
Lineage: Eukaryota; Metazoa; Chordata; Actinopteri; Perciformes; Nototheniidae
Gene: il1rapl2
Product: interleukin 1 receptor accessory protein-like 2
Exons: 17
Coding region: 1-2175 (724 amino acids)
Biological process (GO): signal transduction
Source: RefSeq, a predicted model, not a curated record